This is a messenger RNA of Sorex fumeus (smoky shrew), 3698 nucleotides long. RefSeq names its product peptidylglycine alpha-amidating monooxygenase (gene PAM). Gene Ontology annotation, cellular component: extracellular region; membrane. Bases 117 to 3029 code for a protein of 970 amino acids. Gene Ontology annotation, molecular function: protein binding; copper ion binding; peptidylglycine monooxygenase activity. The transcript has 25 exons. Gene Ontology annotation, biological process: peptide metabolic process. Lineage: Eukaryota; Metazoa; Chordata; Mammalia; Eulipotyphla; Soricidae. The record is from RefSeq and is a predicted model, not a curated record.
CAGAGCCGUCCCCGCCGCCCCCGGCGCGCCGUCUAGAGGGAGCGGCCCCGCCGCGGACCCCGGCCCCGCCGCAGGACGCCGCCGGCCAUGCAGUAGCCGCCCGCCCCGCCGCGGACAUGGCCGGCCCGCGCCUGCCCCUGCUGCUGCUGCUGCUGCUGCUGCUGCCCGCGCGUCCGCGCGCCCUGCUUCCGCGGUUCAAAGAAACCACCAGACCAUUUUCCAAUGAAUGUCUUGGCACCACCAGGCCAGUCAUUCCUAUUGAUUCAUCAGAUUUUGCGUUGGAUAUCCGCAUGCCUGGAAUCACACCUAAACAGUCUGAUACAUACUUCUGCAUGUCAAUGCGUUUGCCAACGGAGGAGGAAGCCUUCGUGAUUGACUUCAAGCCUCAUGCCAGCAUGGAUACUGUCCACCAUAUGUUACUUUUUGGAUGUGAUAUGCCUUCCUCCACUGGGAGUUACUGGUUUUGUGAUGAAGGAACCUGUGCAGAUAAAGCCAAUAUUCUCUAUGCCUGGGCAAGAAAUGCUCCUCCUACCAGACUCCCAAAAGGUGUUGGCUUUAGAGUUGGAGGAGCAACUGGAAGUAAAUAUUUCGUGCUCCAGGUCCACUAUGGAGAUAUUAGUGCUUUUAGAGAUCAUCACAAAGACUGUUCCGGUGUGUCUUUGCAUCUCACACGCCUGCCACAGCCAUUAAUCGCUGGCAUGUACCUUAUGAUGUCUGUUGACACUGUAAUACCACCAGGAGAGAAAGUGGUGAAUUCUGACAUUUCCUGCCAUUACAAUAAGUAUCCAAUGCAUGUCUUUGCCUACCGAGUUCAUACUCACCGUUUAGGUAAAGUGGUCAGUGGCUAUAGGGUUAGAAAUGGACAGUGGAUACUGAUUGGACGCCAGAGCCCCCAGCUGCCACAGGCCUUCUACCCUGCAGAACACCCAGUAGAUGUUAAUUUUGGGGACAUACUGGCAGCAAGAUGUGUCUUCACGGGUGAAGGAAGGACAGAAGUCACACAUAUUGGCGGCACAUCUAGUGAUGAAAUGUGCAACUUAUAUAUUAUGUAUUACAUGGAAGCCAAGCAUGCUGUUUCUUUCAUGACCUGUACACAGAACACGGCUCCAGAUAUGUUCAGGACCAUACCACCAGAGGCCAAUAUUCCAAUUCCUAUAAGAUCUGAUAUGGUUAUGAUGCAUGGACAUCACAAAGAAACUGAAAAAAAAGACAAGACUUCUUUACUCCAGCAACCGAAACGAGAGGAAGAAGUAUUAGAACAGGGCGAUUUCUAUUCACUGCUUUCCAAGCUGCUAGGAGAAAGGGAAGAUGUUGUUCAUGUCCAUAAAUAUAAUCCUACAGAAAAGGCAGAGGCGGAGGCAGACAUAGUAGCUGAGAUUGCAAACGUAGUCCAGAAGAAGGAUCUUGGUCGAGCUGAUGCCCGAAAAAGUGCAGAGCGGGAGGAGAGGGGCAAUGCGAUUCUGGUUAGAGACAGAAUUCACAGAUUUCACAGACUAGAGUCGACUUUGAGACCAGCAGAGAGCAAAGUUUCCUCCUUGCAGCCCUGGCCUGGGGAAGGCACCUGGGAAGCAGAACACACAGGAGAUUUUCAUGUAGAAGAAGCACUGGAUUGGCCUGGAGUAUACUUGUUACCUGGCCAGGUUUCUGGGGUGGCUCUGGACCCAAAGAAUAACUUGGUGAUUUUCCACAGAGGUGACCAUGUCUGGGAUGUAAAUUCUUUUGACAGCAAGUUUGUUUACCAGCAGAGAGGAAUCGGACCAAUAGAAGAAGACACUAUCCUUGUGAUAGAUCCGAAUACUGCAGCAGUUCUUCACUCCAGUGGGAAAAAUCUGUUUUAUUUGCCACAUGGCCUGAGUAUUGAUAAAGACGGGUAUUACUGGGUCACAGACGUGGCCCUGCAUCAGGUCUUCAAGCUGGACCCAAACAGUCAAGGCGGGCCUCUGUUAAUCCUGGGGAGGAGCAUGCAGCCAGGAAAUGAUCAGAAUCACUUCUGUCAACCCACCGACGUGGCUAUAGAUCCAGACACCGGCGCUGUCUAUGUAGCGGAUGGUUACUGCAACAGUCGCAUUGUGCAGUUUUCACCCUAUGGGAAGUUUGUCACACAGUGGGGAGAAGCAUCUUCAGGGAGCCAUCCUGAACCAGGUCAAUUCUACGUCCCUCACAGCUUGGCCCUUGUGGCCCAUUUGGGCCUGUUAUGUGUGGCAGACAGGGAAAAUGGUCGGAUCCAGUGUUUUAAAACCGACACCAAAGAAUUUGUGCGUGAGAUUAAGCACCCAUCAUUUGGAAGAAAUGUAUUUGCAAUUUCAUAUAUACCAGGUUUGCUUUUUGCCGUGAAUGGGAAACCUUACUUUGGGGACCAUGAACCUGUACAAGGAUUUGUGAUGAACUUUUCCAGUGGGGAAAUCGUAGAUGUCUUCAAACCACUGCGCAAGCACUUUGACAUGCCUCACGACAUUGUUGCCUCGGAAGAUGGGACCGUGUAUGUCGGUGACGCUCACACCAACACUGUGUGGAAAUUUACCUCGACUGAAAGAAUGGAACAUCGAUCUGUUAAAAAGGCAGGCAUUGAUGGCCAAGAAAUUAAAGAACCCGAGGCAGUUGUUGAAACCAAAAUGGAGAACAAACCCACCUCCUCAGAAUUGCAGAAGAUGCAAGAAAAACAGAAACUGAUCAAAGAGCCGGGUUCAGGCGUGCCCGUUGUUCUCAUUACAACCCUGCUGGUUAUUCCACUGGUUGUCCUGCUGGCCAUUGCCAUAUUUAUUCGGUGGAAAAAAUCAAGGGCCUAUGGAGCAGAUUCUGGACACAAACUGGAGGCAAAUUCAGCAAGAGUGCUGGGAAGACUCAGAGGAAAAGGAACUGGAGGCUUAAACCUUGGAAACUUCUUUGCCAGCCGGAAAGGUUACAGCCGAAAAGGGUUUGACCGCCUUAGUACAGAGGGAAGUGACCAAGAGAAAGACGAGGAUGAUGGAAGUGAAUCGGAAGAGGAGUACUCGGCCCCUCUGCCGGUGCCCCCAAUGCCCUCCUCCUGAGCACAGCCAGGCUUUGAUUGAAGGGGUGACACCUGCUCCAGCCCAGUUGCCAGAUCCCUCUCCCUCGAGCACGUUUAGCGUUUUGUGUAUUUAAUUGUAAACUGUACUAGUCUAUGUGGGACUGUCCACACUUGACUUUCUUUCCUUUUGCUUUCGUUGGCUUCAGUUUCUAGUUACGGAGUUUCCCAAACAGUCACUGCAGUGUCAUUGUCUUCAUAGGCACAUAGACUAGAGAGACAGUCCUCUUCCAUCACAUACUAAUUUAACGGUGGAAGUUUGCUCGCUGACAUUGCUCGACCUUUCCAGCAGGUGUAAAUAGAAGCCCAUUCUCUGCUUGAACACAGUAUCUACCCAGUAGCACGACCGUUGCCAAUGUCUUUCUUUGGUGCCUUUCCUGGUCAGCAUUCUCAGCCUGUGGCAGUAAAGAGAACCUUUGUGCUACCUGACUACAAAGCUGCUAAAUCUUCUUCUAUUUUUUUAAAAUCACUAACAUUAUAUUGCAAGGAGGGAAAAGAAAACAAAGUCUCUAUUUCAAUUUUUCUUUGAAUUUCCUUCUUCCGUUGGUGUGUUGGGGGGUGGGAGUGUCUUAUUUUUAGAUGGUUACACUGUUAGAACACUAUUUUCAGAAUCUGAAUGUAAUUUGUGUAAUAAAGUGUUUUCAGAGCAUUA